CAGGUCGCUGCAAAAAAUCCUGCAAAAGACUAUGAUGACCUGUUUGAUGAUGACGAUGACAGACUGAUGGAUGAAGGACUGAGUGACACAAAGUCUCCAGCUAAGAAAGCCGUUGGCUGGGACGAUGACGAUGACGAUUUCCUGGUGCCUGCGACUGGGCGGGUGAAGAACAGAGGAGCGUUCCUGGAUGACGAGAACUCAUUAGACACAGGAUCACUGAAGCUUGGUCAGGACAAAUUGGGGGACGACGACGACAAUGACGCAGGCAGUUCUGUGGCGCCUGCAGCAGCCCCAGUGGUGCCCCUGCGUCCUGUCUACGAGGGGCCCGUGCCAACUCCUCCCCAGAAAGCCUUCCAGCCGGGCUCCACCCCUGCACAUCUCACACACCGCUUCAUGAUGUGGAACUCCGUGGGUAUAGUGCGAGGCUACAACGACGAGCAGGACAACGCCAUCGAUGUGGAGUUUCACGACACGGCCGUGCACCACGCCAUGCACCUCACCAACUCACUGGGUCACACCGUGGCUGAUCUCUCCCAGGAGGCCGUGCUGCUGGCCUGCCCCAGCACAGAAGAGCUCGCUAGUAAGCUGCAGUGCCUUCACUUCUCCUCGUGGGACACCAAUAAGGAGUGGAUGGUCGACCUUCCUAAAGGGGAGGACGUGAGGGCGCUUUGUCUGGGUCAAGGCUGGGCAGCAGUCGCCACCAGCACGCUGAUGAUCAGGCUCUUCUCCAUCGGAGGAGUACAGAGAGAAUUGUUCAGCCUGCCAGGGCCUGUGGUCUGCAUGGCAGGACAUGGAGAGCAGCUGCUCGUCGUCUACCAUCGGGCUACAGGUUUCGAUGGAGAACAGGCUCUGGGUGUCCAGCUGCUGCAGUUAAGUCGAAAGAGGAGGCAACUCAUCAGUGGCGAACCCCUCCCCCUCUCUCAAAAAUCGUACUUGUCUUGGCUCGGCUUCACAGCCGAGGGUACCCCGUGCUAUGUGGAUUCAGACGGCGUGGUGCGAAUGCUGAACCGCUCCCUGGGCAACACAUGGACUCCAGUGUGCAACACCAGGGAGACCUGCAAGAGCAAAUCAGAUCACUACUGGGUGGUUGGAGUGCACGAGAACCCUCAGCAGCUCAGGUGUAUUCCAUGUAAAGGCUCCAGGUAUCCUCCCACCCUGCCCAGACCGGCCGUGGCCAUCCUACCCUUCAAGCUGCCCCUGUGUCAGACCACAACAGAGAAGGGGCAGAUGGAGGAGCAGUUCUGGCGUUCGGUCCUUUUCCACGACCACUACAGCUUCCUGUCCUCCAGCGGCUACGAAAUAGAUGAAGACGCUGAGAAUCAGUCCCAGAAGGAGCAGCAGGAGCUGCUCAUGAAGAUGUUUGCAUUGUCCUGCAAACUGGAGCGAGAGUUUCGCUGUGUGGAGCUGGCAGAGAUGAUGACCCAGAAUGUGGUGACUCUGGCCAUACGAUACGCAUCCCGAUCCAGACGCAUGGCCCUCGCACAGCGGCUCAGUGAGAUUGCUCUGGAGAAAUCCAACCAGAUGCAGGAAGACGAGCAAGAGGAGCCUGAAUGCUCCAGCACGAGACGGAGCUCUGGGUAUGGCCACACCGACGUCACAGCGGGAGGACGUUACAGCAGAAGACAGAAUCAGCAGGAGGAGCAAGAGGAUGAGGAGGAAAGAGGAGAAGAGCUCAUGGAGGAAGAGGACAGACAGGAGAUGGAGCCGGAAGAGGCGACAGAAACAAAAAAACGUGUGAACCCGUUUGCUAAAGAAGCCGGCUCACCCAUCAAGCCGUCUCCGACACCAAUUGGUAAAAUGGGACGUGCAAAUCCUUUUAAGGUUCCUGGUUCGGGGAAAAUGUCAGCUUCAUCUGGUCAGCCGCGAGUAACAAACAUCCUGGACAACAUGACGUCCAGCAAGAAGUCAGCUCAGCUCAGCAGCUCUGGGGGGAAACCCAGUAAAAGUCCCAUCCUCAAACCUCUGGCCCCCAAGCCAAAAACCAAGACUCAGUCUACUCUGCUGCAGAUGGCUGCCACAAAGACAGCUAAUAAGAAGGUUCAGGAGAAUACAGAGCAAGCUGCAAAUCUGCAGAAACAACCAGACACCCCGCCUCCAGGACCACCUGCAGAUAACUCUGAAAACAAGAGGCCAAAGACAGGCUUCCAGCUUUGGUUGGAGGAGAACAGGAAAAGUAUCCUAGCCGACAACCCUGACCUGGAAGAGACCGACGUCAUCAAGGAGGCUAUGGGACGCUUCAGGACGCUGUCGGCGGAGGAGAGACUGUCAUGGACAGAAAGAGCUAAAGGCCAGAGCGGAGACGCAGCAGAUCUGAAGAAGAGGAAAAGAGCAGAAGGAGGAGAAGGCGUGGAAAAUGAAAAUGAAAAGGCCGAAGCUGAUGAAAGUAGUGCCAAGAAGAAGAAGUCUUUGGAUCCCUCUUCCAAGCUUUCAGUGUUUGCGUUUAACCAAAACUAAACCUCCAGUGGACGGAGAUCACAUGUAUAUCAACAACUGCCCUCAGUGUUGGAGACGGAUGAGUGAUGUUCAGUAAAAAUGUACGCUUGGUUCUUCUUUUUUUUCUUUGUUUGUUUGUUUUUUACACUUACUGUAUUUUAACAAUUUAAUAAAUGUAAAUGUUUGUUAGUUCA
Haplochromis burtoni (Burton's mouthbrooder) is the source of this 2627-nucleotide messenger RNA. RefSeq names its product WD repeat and HMG-box DNA-binding protein 1. NCBI's taxonomy places the organism in Eukaryota, Metazoa, Chordata, Actinopteri, Cichliformes, Cichlidae. The record is from RefSeq and is a predicted model, not a curated record. Gene Ontology annotation, cellular component: nuclear replication fork. Gene Ontology annotation, biological process: mitotic cell cycle; DNA-templated DNA replication; DNA repair. Gene Ontology annotation, molecular function: chromatin binding; protein binding.